GUAUGACAAAUAAAUGACAGUCGGACACGUCAGUCAGUAUUUCAGAAGAGAGAUAAAUUGCUGCGUUUUUGUGCUGAACUUUGAAUUUUGUGAAAAAGAAAAAGGAAAAAGAUUGAAAGUGUGUUACUGGACAUACAAGUGGAGGAAACAAGAAGAGGAACACAAGACACAUUUAAUAACGCGGUAGAGCACACAAAAAGUGCUAAUGGUUGUGAGUUGAUGAGCGUAAUGGACGUCUGGUGCCCAGGAUGCCAAUCAAUCGAAAACCCACGGCAGCCUCGCGCCUAAAGCAGGACUAUAUGCGCCUCAAGCGAGAUCCUGUGCCCUAUAUUUCGGCCGAACCGCUGCCGUCCAAUAUCCUCGAAUGGCACUUUGUUGUCAAGGGCCCCGAGGAUACUCCCUACCUUGGAGGCUACUACCACGGCAAGCUUCUAUUUCCCAGGGACUUCCCAUUCCGGCCACCCGCCAUCUACAUCUUGACCCCAAAUGGCCGAUUUAAGCCCAAUACACGCCUCUGCCUCUCCAUCUCGGACUUCCAUCCGGACAGCUGGAAUCCUGCCUGGAGCGUUGCCACAAUUCUUACGGGGCUCCUCAGUUUUAUGCUCGAGAGCACCCCAACGCUGGGCUCCAUUGACAGCACCAGCUACGAGAAGGAACGCUUUGCACGCAAUUCCCUGACCUUCAAUCUGCGCAAUGAAAUCUUCAAGGAACUCUUCCCAGAAGUCUGUGCAGAAAUUGAGGAAGUCAUUAGGGAGCGAGGUGAUGCCCCAGAGGAGACUCAAGCAGCUCCGGUUCAUCAUCAGCCACUUUGCGUGAAUCAGGGGACCCAAGGAGGCACCUGGGGCAGUUUGGGUACCAAUGUCAUUGUUAUCUUGGUGCUGGCCAUUUUUGCCCUAAUUGUCAACUACAUUCUAAAAAGUAUGGGGCAGGAUUAGACACAAGCGAUUCUACCAAAAAAAAAGUAACAGCAACAACAAAAACGGAUUCAACUUUAUCGUUUUAUCAAGUGAUGCAAAAAAAUAAUACUGUGGAAUAAUUUUUAGUUAUUAAGAAAUAAAAAAAGAAGUUCUACAA
This is a messenger RNA of Phlebotomus papatasi, 1074 nucleotides long. RefSeq names its product ubiquitin-conjugating enzyme E2 J2. The record is from RefSeq and is a predicted model, not a curated record. The coding region runs from base 249 to 935 and encodes 228 amino acids. The transcript is spliced from 2 exons. NCBI's taxonomy places the organism in Eukaryota, Metazoa, Arthropoda, Insecta, Diptera, Psychodidae.